AUGAUUUUCAAUUCAUUCUCAAAACUUGGUUUCUCUUUAAAGCAAUCUACCACUACUUCUUCAUCUUCUACUAUCCUUGGUCAAAAGCCAAUGAUGAAUUACCAAAGUGAAAAUAGUACUACAUUUGCUCGUUUCACCAAACCAUAUUGGUCAAAUUGGUAA
Molecule: messenger RNA, 162 nt
Organism: Cavenderia fasciculata
Lineage: Eukaryota; Evosea; Eumycetozoa; Acytosteliales; Cavenderiaceae
Exons: 2
Coding region: 1-162 (53 amino acids)
Source: RefSeq, a predicted model, not a curated record